Molecule: messenger RNA, 7962 nt
Organism: Sphaerodactylus townsendi
Lineage: Eukaryota; Metazoa; Chordata; Lepidosauria; Squamata; Sphaerodactylidae
Gene: OSBPL6
Product: oxysterol binding protein like 6
Exons: 25
Coding region: 491-3295 (934 amino acids)
Cellular component (GO): intracellular membrane-bounded organelle; cytosol; plasma membrane
Molecular function (GO): cholesterol binding
Source: RefSeq, a predicted model, not a curated record
GGCAAGCCGUCGAGGCAAGGCGAGACUGACUGCAAGAGGAGGAGGAGGAGCUGGACCCUCUCAGCCCCUGCAGCCGCUCAGUCGUCUGCUCUUGGGCCCCCUCUGGCAGAGGACAGCCGCCGACGCCACAGUCUUCCCUUCCAAGGCAGGCAGGCAGGCAGGAGGAGGAGCUGGCGCCUUCCUGGCUCCCUCAUCCCUCUCCGGUGCCCGCAUCCCUCCUGCUGCAGCGCGCCCGGCGGGAGUGGCCAAGGAUCAGGCACACUCUUCCCCAUGUUAAAUGUUUUGAAAAUUGUGGGCCACCGAAACUGAUGUAAGUGAGUUGUGGCUGCUACAAGAUCUGGUGUAGAUGCCUUGAAUUCAUCAUACCCUUUUAAUGUCGAGAACACACUGUGAAAUGGAAGAAUGCUGAAAACUAUCUCUGUUUGGACGUCUGAAUGAGAUCAAUGUGGUCUUCACAGUGAAAGGAGGCCACCAAAAUCUAGCCGCCGUGAUGAGUUCAGAGGAAAAGGGUAUAUCUCCUGGUCACAGAACCUCUACUCCAUCCCAUAAAAGUGCCUCUACUUCAUCUUCUUCCCAGCGGGAGAGUAGGCAGAGUGGCCAUGUCUUAGAGAGGAACAUGUCUACUGGAAGCACAGACCCUGUGAUCAACAGACAGUUGCUAGAAAAUGAGCCUGUUGCUGUAACUAAAGAACCAGACAGCUGGGAGAUCAUCGAGGGCCUGAAAAUUGGCCAGACGAAUGUCCAGAAGCCAGACAAACAUGAGGGAUUCAUGCUGAAGAAAAGGAAAUGGCCUCUGAAAGGCUGGCACAAGCGCUUUUUUGUCCUGGAUAACGGGAUGUUGAAAUACUCAAAAUCACCGAUUGAUACUCAGAAAGGGAAGGUCCACGGGAGCAUAGAUGUUGGUUUAUCAGUUAUGUCAAUUAAAAAGAAAGCUCGUCGGAUAGACCUGGAUACAGAAGAGCACAUCUACCACUUGAAAGUAAAAUCCCAGGAUUCAUUCGAUGCUUGGGUAUCAAAGCUGCGCCACCAUAGACUGUAUCGGCAGAAUGAGAUUGUACGAUCACCACGAGAUGCCAGCUUCCACAUAUUCCCUCCCGCAUCAACCACUGAGUCUUCACCUGCUGCUAAUGUCGCUGUAUUGGAGACAAAGGUACCACAGCAUAGCUUUCCAUGGCAGCCAUCCAUCCCUUGCAGUAGCAGCCUUCCUGAGACAUGCACCACUGGGCAAAGUAAAGUCGUGGCUUGGCUGCAGAACUCUGAGGAGAUGGACCGAUGUGCAGAAGAUCUCACGCACUGCCAGUCAAACCUUGUGGAACUCAGUAAAAUUCUUCAAAACUUAGAAAUACUGCAGAGAACUCAGUCAGCCCCAAACUUCACAGAUAUACAGGCUAACUGUGUAGAUAUUUCAAAGAAAGACAAGCGUGUCACGAGAAGAUGGCGAACAAAAAGUGUCAGCAAAGAUGCUAAAAUACAACUUCAGGUUCCUUUCAGUGCUACCAUGUCUCCCGUUCGACUGCAUUCCUCCAAUCCUAACCUUUGUGCAGACAUCGAAUUUCAGACUCCUCCAAGCCAUGUAUCUGACCCCCUGGAAAGCUCCAUGGACUACAUCAAACUGCAAGAAGAGUUUUGCCUCAUGGCACAGAAAGUCCACUCUCUUCUGAAGUCCGCCUUCAACAGCAUAGCUAUAGAGAAGGAGAAACUUAAGCAGAUGGUGUCGGAACAAGAGUUUACAGGACCCAACAUGCAGCUCUCUCGUCUCAGACAGUCGCUUUCUCAGGCUCUCAACCAGAAUGCUGAACUAAGAAGUCGCUUGAACAGAAUACAUUCAGAGUCUGUUAUUUGUGAUCAGGUUGUCAGUGUAAAUAUUAUCCCUAGUCCUGAUGAGGCUAGUGAACAGAUCCAUGUGAGUCUACCACUCUCUCAGCAAGUUUCUCAUGAGAGCAGGCUUUCGAUGUCAGAAUCGGUCUCUGAAUUCUUUGACGCACAAGAGGUGCUUCUGUCUGCAAGCUCCUCAGAAAACGAGGCUUCUGAUGAUGAAUCGUACGUCAGUGAUGUGAGUGAUAACAUAUCUGAGGACAACACCAGUGUUGCAGACAACAUUUCUCGGCAAAUACUAAAUGGAGAACUGACGGGAGGAGCUUUCAGAAAUGGACGGCGAACGUGUCUUCCGAGCCCCUGUCCCGACACUAGUAACAUCAAUCUCUGGAACAUCUUGAGAAAUAAUAUUGGGAAGGAUCUCUCCAAAGUAUCCAUGCCUGUGGAGCUCAACGAACCUCUGAACACUUUGCAGCACCUUUGUGAAGAGCUGGAAUACAGUGAACUGCUGGACAAGGCUGCGGAGUCUGAUGACGUCUACGAACGCAUGGUCCUGAUUGCAGCUUUUGCCACCUCAGGAUAUGCCUCCACGUAUUACAGAGCAGGAAGCAAGCCUUUCAACCCUGUGCUCGGGGAGACCUACGAGACCAUUAGGGAAGACAAAGGAUUUAGAUUUUUUGCGGAGCAGGUUAGCCACCACCCACCCAUUUCGGCCUGUCACUGUGAAUCCAAGAAUUUUGUGUUUUGGCAAGACAUCAGGUGGAAAAACAAGUUCUGGGGCAAGUCAAUGGAAAUCCUCCCAAUUGGAACACUGAAUGUGACUCUUCCAAAGUACGGGGAUUGUUACGUAUGGAACAAAGUUACUACUUGCAUACACAACAUCCUUAGUGGAAGGAGAUGGAUAGAACAUUAUGGAGAAGUAACCAUUAGAAACACAAAAAGUAGUGCCUGCAUUUGUAAACUCACCUUUGUCAAGGUGAAUUAUUGGAAUUCUAAUGUCAACGAAGUUCAGGGUGUCAUCAUGGACCAAGAGGGAAAAGUGGUGCAUCGCUUGUUUGGAAAGUGGCACGAAGGAUUGUAUUGUGGAGUUGGUCCUUCAGCAAAAUGUAUAUGGAGGCCAGGCUCCAUGCCAACCAAUUAUGAGCGUUAUUAUGGGUUUACAAGGUUUGCCAUUGAGUUGAAUGAGUUGGAUCCUGCACUCAAAGACCUUCUCCCAAGUACAGAUGCACGAUUCCGGCCAGACCAAAGGUUUUUGGAGGAGGGGAACUUAGAAACAGCAGCAGCAGAAAAACAAAGGAUAGAAGAACGCCAGAGAACUCGACGGCGCUACUUAGAAGAAAACAAUAUGGAACAUAUACCAAAAUUUUUUAAAAAAGUUUUUGAUGCCAAUCAAAGAGAAGCAUGGGUUUCUAAUGACUCAUACUGGGAACUUCGAAAGGAUCCUGGCUUCAGUAAAGUAGAAACCCUUGUACUCUGGUAAACUGAGAAUGUAGAUCUAGUAACAUAUCACUCUUUUAAAAAAAAAGACAAAAAAAACUAUGCACAACAUGUUUCUUAUAGCUGAGGGUGGUUUGCGGGUCUGCAAGAAAUCUUUCAUUUGCUUUUAUAUUCAUCUUUAUAAUGGACACCCAAAAGUGCAUUAUCCCAGACCCCAAACAUUUCUGCCGCAGUCAUUUCAUUUAAGAAAACAACAACAACACACCUUUUAAAGAGUCAAAUAUGGAAAAUGCAGCACAAGAAGUAUGUACUGAGUUAGCCAAAGUUGCUCUGAAGAGUAUCUGGUGCUUACAGUAGACAUGGACAGUUCCAAAAGAAAUACGGAAGUUCUCCCUAACUAACCUUGCCUAAAAUGUCCCCUUUGCUAUGAAAUCUUGAAUCACAAGACUCUUUCCCGUCUAGCUUCAGGUUUAGUUUCUUGAUGUGGUGCGCUUGGACUGGCCAUGUCAGAAAAAAAGGAGACAUGAUGCUUUUCCGAAAGCUCUUUGCAUCCAUAUACCAUUGUUCAUGCCUUAAAGAUAAUGUGAAGUUGUACAUUACAUCAUUUUUGAGUAUGUAUUCUUAGACAUUUGUCAAGGGCCGAUUUUUAAAGCACUAUGAUUUUGUUCAUGUUAUAAAUAACAGAGAGAGUGUAUUAAUUUCAGAGUGGGGGGGGGGAAAUGCAGUGAUUGUAAAGGAGAGUGAUCUACUGGUACAUGCUUUAACAUCGAUGUAUGGUCAGGCUGAAAGAUAGUAGCCAUACUUGUGGUGACCUUGGCAGAGAAUACAAGGUCAUGUUCUUGAUGCCUGAUGGCUGUGAUUAUUUAUGACCAUCUCUCACCGUGAGCUCCCAAGCCUCAGACUUUGUCUCAUUUCUCAUAAGUCUUCAUGCACUUGGAAUUCCUUGAAGUGUCAGAUGAGCAGUAAGCACAAAAAGACCUCAGAAUGGCAUCCGCUCUUUUCCCAGAAAGACCAUCUUCUCAGCAUUUUUCUCUCUCCGUCGUCAGCUGUGUCCUCUUACGCUUGUUGGAUAUUUUUUAUUGCACACAGUUUUGAAACUUUGGUGGGAGGAGUCAUACACACAUACCGGGUUCUGACGCUUUCAGUGUGUUCUUUUAUACCAAAUUAUAUUUUAUCAUUGUUGCUCUUAAAACAGUUCUAUUUUUUGGAUCAAGAAUGAGAACCUAGAUAGUCAUAAAGUAGCACACAGUGGCUGCUGUCUGAAAGUAAAAUGAAGUGGGUAUCCCCUACUGGAAUUCCUUUUAGUUAAUCUUGUCUUUUGUUAAUGCCAAGAGAAUUCCAGCCCAAUCCAGAUGGAGAGGGCCAAAACAUCACUUGGGAGCAUUGGAAGGCCAUACCAAGAGAGCAAUCAUGCUGAAGUUUAGGUGGCCCACAGUUCCAUGGCAGCCAGACCCAGGUGCUGCCAUGAAGCUAUGCUGGCAUCCAAGUGGAUGCAUGGGUUUGGGUGUGGGUUCCCGGAGGUGAAGCCAACUUCAAUCAGCUUCCGCCAGCAUUCCAGCCUAGGAAUACCAUCCUCCAGGUGGCAGGAGGCUUUCCAAAUUUCCUUCCUUUACCACCUAAAGCCCUUUGGAACUGGCGUGGCAUCAUCUUCACCACCCCAUCCCCAGCCACCAUAAUGCUCCCCCCACAUCUGAAUUGUGCUAUUAAGUUUACAUCUGGCCAUGUCCGAUUUUUGUUGUAUAUGUUGCAUACGUCUUCAUACAUAGCAUGUAACUCUCUGCUGUUUUUCCCCCCCUCAUUUGUUGUCUUCCUGAAAUCUAAAGCUCCACAGGGCAACCUGUGGGCUAGCAGUUUUUGUGAGACCAUGGUUGUCCAGAAACAAACUACAAUAAAAGCUUUGUUAUCUGGCACUCACGAGGAAUGGGAGUUGCCAAUUAAUCAAUUGCGUGGUUGCAUGUUCAAGCUUAUUGCUCUGCCCCAUCCCCCUAUCCUGAGGAAUCUGUUUCCACUAAACCCUACCCCAUCGGGGGCACCGCUGCAACAGCUGCCCCACCUGCCAGAUCCCUUCCCCUUGAAAGCUGUGGAGCCAAACAGCGUAACCAGAUACCCAGGAGACUGACUCCAACUGCUUGGGGCAAUCUGAGGGAGGAGGGGGCACUCAAAGAUGCGGGUCAUCUGGCUACGCCAGUUAAAAGCCCAGCAACAGCCAGAGGCAUCAGUCUGGUCAGCUGGAGAGGUAAGAGUGGGUGCGGUCAUAGAGGAAAGAAUGCUGAGUGAACGAGCAUUCUGGAUAGUCAAGUGCUAGAUAGCAAAGCUGUUUGUGUAACUUGCACGUGUGUGUGCUCCAUGUUGGUUUUCUUGUUUCCCAAGCCCACGAUGUGCAACAUCUUGUCAGACAAAUACAUAGUAUAAGAUUUCUUGUGUUUGCAUUCCCCCCCCCCCCCAACUUACUGCCACUUGGGACAAACAACACUGUAUCGUCAUUAAACAUACAAACCACAUCUUGGUCUCCGAGCUUCACUCGCCACUUGUGAGCUCCCCGGUUUGGCUGAGGCUUAAGUAUAUCCAGGAGUACUUAGAAAUCUAAUGGUGGUGAUUGUACACUGAACUGUAAAGACCACCUUAGCAGAUAUAAUGCAGAAAACAAUGCAUUAAAAGUUGCAGCUGAACUCGCCUAAGAAGGAAUACGUAGCCAAAAGCUGACAUAUCAUGUGUUUCUGCAAAUAACAACUUGUAUGAUACAGAUUUUUAAUUACAUUUCCAGAUUGAGCUCUUCUCCAUCCUGGUACUCUUCCCCCUCCUGAAAGCUUCAUGGAACCCUCAAGAAGACAUUUUUUGUAUCGUUUGCCACCUGGUUAAAAUGCUUUUAAUUUCCUGGAAGGCACUGCAUUGUAAGGCAAGUUGCCCCAUCAACCAGUUCCAUCUCCUGUUUCUCAGCCAACCUGACUGUGUUCUAGUUUGUUGGAUUCUUUCUCCAUUUUAGUCGUACGAAACAUUUAAAGAGUUCCCUUUUUUUUUCUUAUUUCCUCCCACUCUUUCUUCUGUUAGCUGUAUCACAAAAAUCUAGAAAUGUCUGAAUUUCCAUGUCAGGACUUAGGACCAUACCUAAGGAUUCGGUGGCCAACUUUUAGGUGUGGGGGGGCUUUCGAGAUCGUGGGGAAGUCUAGAAAGCCGCCGCCACCCCGCCCCUACUGCUGAGACCUGCUAGACCAGAGGUGUCGAACUCUGGCGCUCCGGAUGUUCCUGGACUACAAUUCCCAAUUGGCUACGCCAGCAGGGGCUAAUGGGAAUUGUAGUCUAUGAACAUCUGAAGUUCGACACCCCUGUGCUAGACCAAUGCUAGGGUGGAGAGAGCUGCCCUGCCUCUUUGGCUUGGCGCUGGUGGAUCCACAGAAUUCCAUCACCCUCUUUCCUGGAUGAAGCCAUAGUGUUAUGACAUGAGUUGAGGCACAAGUAUGUUGAUAAAAGUUUUUAUGACUUCUGUAACUGUUCUCCAGCAGGAGCAUGUAAAAACAAGGAAGGCCGGGACUGGGCUCACCAUGAAGUAGUGGGACAUCUAAGGGAAUAAUGGCUAGGUUUUUGCAGACUCAUUUAUAGCAAAUACAGUGCUUGAAAAGAACAUCAGAGGAUGCGGGGUGACGCGUCCGAAAGCUACACAAAAACGAGGUGAAGAUUGUACUUUAUGACUCAGUACUUGUAGAUGAAUACAUUUCCUCUUAAGACUUCAGAGGGAAAAUCUGAGCGAAGCUACAACCAAUUGGUACAUUUCCUGUUUAUUUCAGCGGGUGGUCAACUGUACCCUUAUUUUGUUGGCAUUUUCCGUUGACCAAAUUCCUGAUUCCUACCAAAACACCACCAAAUGACUUCUCUGUAAAAUGACGUUCAUUCGUUGAGCUUUUCGUUGCUUUACCAGGAAAAUUGUUACGGCAGGAGGUAUCAGCAAUAAGCCUUAAAAACCGUGAUGAAAGCCCAUUUGAUUUUGAAUUUAUGCUUAUUCUAGAUAGGAAAAAAAUGUGCUACAUUUUGUGCAGUGUGUUUUAGUUCUAACAGAAAACUUGUCGUUCAAUACUGCUGAUGAAAGCUUUUUAAAAUAAGAAAAACUUGAGCACAAAACAGCCAACACUAGUUUGAAAGGUUGACUAACACUGAUGUCAGUGGGGCAGGACACUUGGCCCCACCAAGUGACACAAAGGGGCACUUUCUCACAUCCAGAAUAAUGCACUUUCACCAUUGUUUGCAAGUGGAUUUUGCCAUUUUUGCACAGUAAAAUCCAGCUGCAAACUGCGUUGAAAGUUCAUUAUUCUGCACGUGUGAAAGUGCCCAAAGUUAGUUGUUAUUUACUCGAUUGUGGUCUCUGAUGAGCGCAAGACAUGGUGCACAGGGACAGAAAGAACCGCGCCACCAAUAGGAGCGCCAUCUGUUCUGUUUGUUCUCACGGCCAAAGAAACAAGCCACCAUUCUGUUUGAAGUGUCUUCCCUCCCCGCCCUCUCUCCUUAGGAGUGGUAACUGCUGAGGCGGAACCAAAAUGUGUAGCUGCGGCUGUGUGCACGAUUCUUUUCUGCAUGUACAUACCAUGACAUUGGAUCACAACCUACGUAUGUUGUGCUACCAAAAAAAAGCAGAACUGUGCCUCUUCAAAUGAAUGUUGUACACAAGGAAUGUUCCAUUUGUAAAAAAAAAACUAGGCCUCAAUAAAUUCACACAAAUUA